This is a messenger RNA of Calliphora vicina (urban bluebottle blowfly), 817 nucleotides long. Its product is annotated as asparagine-rich protein-like. The coding region runs from base 85 to 651 and encodes 188 amino acids. The record is from RefSeq and is a predicted model, not a curated record. NCBI's taxonomy places the organism in Eukaryota, Metazoa, Arthropoda, Insecta, Diptera, Calliphoridae. The transcript is spliced from 2 exons.
GUAUCGUCUAGAACUUGCAGCACAGCAAGUCCCAAUUUGAUCGUAUACAAGUAUUAUUAAAUCGCCAAAAAUUAUUUUUUCAAAAUGUUUAAAUUAUUAGCUAUUUGUGUGCUCUGCUUCAAUAUUUUCACACAGGCGCGUUCCUUGUCAACCUACCAAAUGGGGGAUGUACUAAUUGAAAGAUCGGAUGAUAAAUGGAAAUGUGAUAAAAUCGAAUGUCCCCCUGAUACUGAUCGUUGUUUUGUUUCAAAAUCCAAUAAAGUAGAACCCUCAAUUCUAAAACGUGUCAAUUAUUGCUAUUCCAAAGAUAAUCAAAUAUUGAAACAAUACGUAAAUGAAACACCAGUUGAUCCCAAGUCCAAAAUUAAUAUGCAAAUCACCUCCACUAGUAAUGGUAAUGUCAGCUCAAAUGGUGGAUCAUUGGAGGAUUUCGAUGAGGAAAAAUUCAAUCAUGAAAUGAAUCAGAUGCAAGCCAACUUAAACUCCCAAAUGGCGAAUAUGGAUAAGGAAUUGGAAAAUCAAAUGCAACAUUUACAUUCCAAUCUACAAAAUAUGAAUGAAAACAUUAACAAAAACCUCCAAAAUCAAAUGGAUAAUUUGCAUGAAAAUCUAGCUCAAAUGCAAUAUAAUUUGGAUCACAUGUUUGAUUAAUGAUGCCAAGAUUUUCUGUAUUUGAAUGAUAAAAAACUAAUUCUUUUGUUUAGUGGAUAAAUCAGAAAAAACAUUAUGUUAACAUCCAUUUUAUAUGUUUUUAUUAUUAUUGAAUAUCGCAAAAUAAAAGUAAUUGUUAAAGCAUAAUAAUACUUUUUCUUCGAAA